UCCAACUUCAUCUCUCUUAGGGCCCAAAGGCGUCAUCAAUGACUGGAGGAAGUUCAAAUUAGAAAGUGAAGAUAGAGACUCCUUAUCCUUGAGCAAGAAAGAAAUCCUUAGACAAAUGUCAUCUCCACACAGAUGUUACAGUAAAGAUGAUAAAGACACCAGAGAGAGAUUCUGCCGUAAGAUGAGCAUGCAGGAGUACGAAUUAAUUCAUGAUGAGCAAGAAGAUGAAAGCUGCCUACAAAAAUACCGCAAGCGCUGCAUGCAGGAUAUGCACCAGAGGCUGAGCUUUGGGCCGAAAUAUGGCUACUUGUGUGAGCUGCAGAACGGGGAACAGUUCCUGGAGGCCGUGGAGAAAGAACGCAAAACCACCACCGUCAUUGUCCACAUUUAUGAAGACGGCAUCAAGGGCUGCGAUGCUCUCAACAACAGCCUGACCUGCCUGGCGGCUGAGUACACCACCGUGAAGUUCUGCAAGAUCAAAGCCUCCAACACAGGGGCUGGAGACCGCUUCUCCAAUGAAGUGCUUCCCACUCUGCUCGUCUAUAAGGGUGGGGAGCUUCUGAGCAAUUUCAUCAACAUUUCUGAACAGUUCAAUGAGGAGUUUUUUGCUGUGGAUGUGGAGGCUUUCCUAAAUGAGUAUGGGCUGCUGCCUGAAAGGGAGCUUCCAUCCCUGGGAAAUGGCAACACAGAUGAGCCAGAUGUUGAGUAAUUAGAGCGGCAUAGUCCUCCCUGUCUCCCUUCCCUCUUCAGUUUGUUGUAAAUCAAGCUCAAUAACACCCAUCUCAUUUAGAGAAGGCUGUCUUUGCUAAUUUAUCUGUAAGAUACAUAUACAUAUUUAUAUAAAUGGCUUAAAAGUAUGGUUAGCAUAUGAAUGUUACUUAAAACAUAUACAGCUGGCAGUCCUGUACAUAACUAUUUCUAUGCCAGCCACAAGUA
Molecule: messenger RNA, 936 nt
Organism: Dryobates pubescens (Downy woodpecker)
Lineage: Eukaryota; Metazoa; Chordata; Aves; Piciformes; Picidae
Gene: PDC
Product: phosducin
Exons: 2
Coding region: 116-709 (197 amino acids)
Biological process (GO): regulation of G protein-coupled receptor signaling pathway
Source: RefSeq, a predicted model, not a curated record